GUCAAAAGUAAAAACUCACCAUUCACUUAAACUAAAAAUCAAGAAAAUGGUCUCUCUAUUCACUUCAGUUCUCUUGUCUCUAUGUUUAUUCUCUUCACAUAUUCUCUCAAACGUAAACGCCAAACCAAAACUAGGUUUCACCACCGAUCUGAUCCACCGCGAUUCUCCUAAAUCGCCAUUCUAUAACCCGGCGGAAACCCCUUCCCAGCGUAUGAGAAACGCGAUCAACCGAUCCUUUAACCGUGUUUCGCAUUUCACUGAUCUCUCUGAAAUGGAUGCAUCACUUAACUCACCACAAACUGAUAUCACCCCAUGUGGCGGUGAAUAUCUCAUGAACCUAUCCCUUGGAACACCUCCUUCCCCGUUCAUGGCGGUCGCUGACACUGGAAGUGAUCUCAUCUGGACGCAGUGCAAACCCUGUGAUGAUUGUUACACUCAAGUUGAUCCUCUCUUUGACCCUAAAGCGUCUUCCACAUACAAAAACGUUUCUUGCCCCUCAAGCCAAUGUAGUGCCCUAAAAGGUGAAGCCCCUUGUUCCACAGAAGAUAAAACUUGCUCUUACGGUAUAUCUUACGGGGAUGGCUCAUACACAGAGGGUAAGGUCGCUGUGGAUACCUUAACACUCGGCUCCACCGAUAACCGCCCGAUGCAGCUUAAGAAUAUUAUCAUCGGUUGUGGUCACAACAACGCUGUAACAUUUAGAAACAAGAGCUCUGGAGUCGUUGGACUUGGUGGUGGUGCAGUUUCGCUCAUUAAGCAACUCGGAGACUCCAUCGACGGUAAAUUCUCAUACUGCUUGGUACCUGAAAAUAAUCAAACGAGCAAGAUCAACUUCGGAACUAAUGCCGUUGUGUCGGGACCGGGAACUGUCUCAACUCCUUUGGUCUUGAAGUCUCGAGAGACCUUCUAUUAUCUAACCCUAAAAUCUAUUAGCGUGGGAAGCAAGAAUAUGCAAACCCCAAACUCAGAUACCAAGGGAAACAUGGUCAUCGAUUCGGGCACAACUCUAACGCUUCUACCAGUGAAAUAUUAUUUCGAUAUUGAGAAUGCUGUUGCGUCCUUAAUCAAUGCAGAGAAGUCGAAAGAUGAAAGAAUUGGUUCGAGUCUGUGUUACAAUGCAACCGCAGAUCUGAAUAUCCCAGUCAUUACUAUGCAUUUCGAAGGAGCAGAUGUGAAGCUUUAUCCCUAUAAUUCAUUUUUUAAAGUCACAGAUGAUUUGGUUUGCUUGGCCUUUGGCAUGAGCUUUUCUAGGAAUGGGAUAUACGGGAAUGUGGCGCAGAAGAACUUUCUUGUUGGAUACGACACUGUUUCCAAAACGAUGUCAUUUAAACCAACGGAUUGUGCAAAGUUGUAGAUGGUUCAUCUCAGCAUAUGGCUGAUUUCAUUUGAGCCUUAAGUAGUUAUUUGAAUUUCUUUUGUUUCAUUCCCUCAGGCAGGACUAUAACAUGUAAUAGAAUCGCCUUUCAUAGGCGACUAAGUUUGCUCCUUUGUUUCCAAAAAUCCUUUUAUCAACUAAGUUUCGAUAAAUAUUUUAUUGUCUA
Molecule: messenger RNA, 1541 nt
Organism: Arabidopsis arenosa
Lineage: Eukaryota; Viridiplantae; Streptophyta; Magnoliopsida; Brassicales; Brassicaceae
Source: the annotation of a GenBank genome assembly